Molecule: messenger RNA, 1038 nt
Organism: Stylonychia lemnae
Lineage: Eukaryota; Ciliophora; Spirotrichea; Sporadotrichida; Oxytrichidae
Source: the annotation of a GenBank genome assembly
AUGGGAUAGUAGCUGAACCGACUGAAGUUUAAAAAGAGUAUGCUAGAAGACAAAGAUCCUUAGAUCACUUUCGGAGAUAUGAUAACCAAAGCCAAGGGAGGAGAUCUAAUUUUAAUAUAGGAUUAAGUAUAUUUCGAUAAUUACACAAUGAUGAAUUCAUAAGAGUCUCAUCUGAUGAAGUAAUUAGUGAGAUUUAAAUGCAGAGAGAGUCCUCCAGUUUCAUAAAAGUUAUGGUCUAGGUUAGGCAUAGUUGUUGAUACCGAGAUUGAAGACGUCAAAUAUUUACUUGAGAUUACUGGAUAAGGAUUCAAAUAAUACGAGUUCAUAUCAAGAAUGAUGUAUUACAAAAAUGAAAAUCAAGUUGUUGCUAUUCAAUUCUAUAACCAUGCAGCUUCUGAAGAAGUGUAGAAUAAUUUGAUAAAUAUAGCUAAGUAUUUAAGUGGAAAACAGUGGAAGCAGAUUUUUAAUACAGACAGUAAUAAGGAAAAGGCUUAUGUCUAAUUAGUAAAGAGAGGCUUUAAGCAUACCAAUACAAUUCUCAAAAAAAUUUCUGUUGAUAGCUUUAUAAGUCAAUAGCUUUACCAAAUAUUUUUACUCUUCACUAAGAACUCUGAAGAUGACGAUAUUAAUUUGAUUGAAAAGUAGAUUCAAUUCGCAGAUUUGGGAAACUACAUAAGUUUCUUGAUGAUUAAUUAGGACGAAAGAGAGAUGAAAAUCUAAAUGAUUUGUGAUUAAAUUGAACCAUUGUUAAAGCAGUAUAAAAAUUCGCAUAAUUAAAACAGAGGUUUGCCGUUCGAGGCCUUUUUACAAAUUUUAAGUAAAGUUGAUGUCCUAAUGGAAUUAGAAUUAACUUCAAAAGAGAGGAUAAGUGUAUUGUCUGCUUAAGUUGCUAUUGAAAUUCUUUUGGAGGCUGGGUUCUUCCUAAAUCAAGAUAUGAUUUAUGAGGCAGAAGACUGUAAUGACAUUGAUGAAAGAAAAAGUCCUUUUAAAGAGGUAUAUAUACUGACGAAAGUAAUAAUAAGUCAAAGCUUAUUUUGA